Messenger RNA from Trichophyton benhamiae CBS 112371, 165 nucleotides. RefSeq lists its product as uncharacterized. NCBI's taxonomy places the organism in Eukaryota, Fungi, Ascomycota, Eurotiomycetes, Onygenales, Arthrodermataceae. The record is from RefSeq and is a predicted model, not a curated record. Bases 1 to 165 code for a protein of 54 amino acids. The transcript has a single exon.
AUGCUAUUAUAUGCCGCCUUUGCAGACAAGUAUUCCGCUCAUAAGAAUGCAAAGAAGAAGAAGAAGAAGAAGAAGAAGAAGACAUACUGCUUCCGCAAAGUAUUGAAAGCUAUUCAGAAGUACUUUCAGAGACCAAAGUCAAGUAUAAGAAAGGCUUGGGAAUAG